CCAAAGUUUUCCCUCAGCGGCCCGUGGCCAGCCUGGUCCGGUCCCUGAGUCUUCCCUGUCUCCGCUCGCCAUCCCUCUCCCAAGCCGCAAGGUGGGCUUAGGUGUGCGGGCUGCCCCAGGAGCAGCGCAGGCGGGCGUCCCAGCCCACUCGUUUUUCUCGGGUAGAAAGUUGUGGCCUGGAGCUCGUGCUGCGGCUCUGAUCCCUUAAGACCUUUUCUGCGGUCGACACUAAGUGCAGUGGCAGGAAAGUACUCCCAUCCCCGGAGCAAGGUGUCCCCGAACUCCCUGGAGGGGUGAAGAGAUAGCAGGUGCAGGCCUGGGGAGCUUGGGGGAGGGUCGGACUGUAGUGCGCCCUCUGGCUCCCAGGGUGAGGACCAAGUCGCCGGCCGGCGGCGAGCCCAAUCCCCUUUGGGUUUCAGAGUUUAAGGGCGCGUGGUGCUUUGCGUACUUCCCCCUCUCGGGUUUCUUGUCCCUUCCGGAGCUGGUGCCUGAGGUCGCUGGAGGCCGAGCUAGGCAGGUGCUUUCAAAAGACGGCCUGGCCACUCGUGUAUAUAGAGUGCUUACUCUGCACCCAGCUUUAUCUCCGAGUGCGCCUUGUUAGGCAGCAGAGUGGUGAUGACCCGACAGGGACAGAUCUCCAGCCACUGGACAGACAACUACUGUGCUUCAGUGUCAGGCUCAGCACAAGGCUUCUCAACGGUGCGCGCGCUUUAGUCCCAAGAGUCUGGAAAUCAGGGCAUUAGAAACGAUUCUUCCUGAGAGGAGAGGCCAGGGUUACAGUAAGGCCUCUACUUCUGAUGAAAAGAGGAGGGAAGAAUGGACUACACUCACCAAACUGCCCUAAUUCCAUGCGGACAAGACAAGUACAUGCCCAAGAGUGAACUUCUCCUACAUUUAAAGACAUACAACUUGUACUAUGAAGGCCAGAACCUGCAACUCCGACACCGAGAGGAAGAAGACGAGUUCAUUGUGGAGGGGCUGCUGAACAUCUCCUGGGGGCUGCGCAGGCCCAUUCGGCUGCAGAUGCAGGAUGACCACGAACGCAUCCGUCCCCCACCAUCCUCCUCCUCCUGGCACUCCGGCUGUAACCUGGGUGCACAGGGCACCACACUGAAGCCCCUUACCGUGCCCACUGUCCAGAUCUCAGAAGUGGAUAUGCCCGUUGAAAACAUGGAGACGCACAGCCCAACAGAUUCCAGAGGCCUGAAGCCUGUGCAGGAGGACACCCCACAGUUGAUGCGCACACGCAGUGAUGUUGGGGUGCGCCGCCGUGGCAAUGUGAGAACAUCCAGUGACCAGCGGCGAAUCAGACGCCAUCGCUUCUCCAUCAAUGGCCAUUUCUAUAACCACAAGACAUCAGUGUUCACACCAGCCUAUGGCUCUGUCACCAAUGUCCGCAUCAACAGCACCAUGACAACUCCGCAGGUCCUGAAGCUGCUGCUCAACAAGUUUAAGAUUGAGAAUUCGGCAGAGGAGUUCGCGUUGUACGUGGUCCACACCAGUGGUGAGAAGCAGAAGCUGAAGAACUCUGACUACCCCCUGAUUGCCCGCAUCCUCCAGGGCCCCUGUGAGCAGAUCUCCAAAGUUUUUCUGAUGGAGAAGGACCAGGUGGAGGAGGUCACCUAUGAUGUGGCCCAGUAUAUAAAGUUUGAGAUGCCAGUCCUUAAAAGCUUCAUUCAGAAACUCCAGGAGGAAGAAGACCGGGAGGUGGAGAAGCUGAUGCAAAAGUACACGGUGCUCCGGCUAAUGAUUCGGCAAAGGCUAGAGGAGAUAGCAGAGACCCCUGAGACUAUCUGAGCCAUGGGAAUAAAGGCAAUCCAGACACUCCAGGGCCCGAGGCUGACCUGAGAAGACCCAUGGGAAGCUAGACACUGUCCUUCCACAGAAACGUUUUCACACGAACCUUGCAGCCCUCCGAAAGCCAGUACUGCUCCUACAGUAGGACCUACAAGCAGCAGACGGCUCCCCAUCUCUGGAUCCCUGCUCCUCUUGGUUUCAUUCUGAAAGACCUUCAUCCUAAGGAGGACCCACAAUGUGUAUGCUCACAUACCUGAGUGUGCACAUGUGUGCGUAUGUGCGCUACACACGCAAGCGUGCAUAUGUGUACUUACUAUGUCCAUGCGCCUCCCUGAUGUUCUUACAUUUGGUUAAAUUCUGAGCAGGUGCCGUGAGGCUGGCGCACAAACUGCUUCUGCGCAGGAGGAACGGGGGGUGACUGAGGCUUCUUGCCUCUUCCAGUGCCAACGGCAGCCACACAGAUCUGACAGGGAAGAGGAGGCCGCGGGCUCACCGUUUGGAACGCCUGAAGGUUUAUAGCAGAGAUUGUUCUCAUUUGCCAAGGAGGAUGGGUGACCCUGAGAUCUUUGGGAAUUAGUCAAAGUGACAACCCCACGCCCUGGGGGCAAGGCCAAUGAAAUGGCAAAGCAAGAUCACCUUGGGGCAGAUACACUGAGUCUGUGAGUUUUUGCACUGGAAAGGUUAUCGUUGUACAAAGCACAAUUAAUGUCCUGUCCUAUGUGGACCCCUGGAAAGAAGGGAUUCUGAUUUUGUUCUUGGCUUUGUGGAUGCUUCUGGGUAUUUCUUCUCUCCAGCUGACACUCGAAUUCAUUCUGACCUGCUCAUGUACCUAGACCGGGUGUGUGCUGGGAUAAAUGGCACUCGUAGACUGGAGGGAAGGUCACAGGUGCCACCAUCACAUCAGUAAGAGUAUCCCCCACGUGGAGCUGGGGCAUUGUGUUUGAAAUUACAUGGUUUUCUUUCCGGCCUUUGCACACUUGUAAGCUCCUUCACUUUAUACAUGGAGAUGGAUUCCAAGAAUGGAGACCUGUCCUGUUCACUCAACAUAGGGAAGCUCUUUGGGGAGUUCCAUGCGUGUGGGCAGAGAGGAUAGUGCUUGCUUAGCCUUUGAGAGGCCAUGGUUUUUAGAACCAGUCUCAUUGGCAGAAAAGAGCAGGGAUGAUCCUGUAGUCCCUCCAUUUGGGACGCUGCCAUGUAGCUGGUCACCUGAGUGACUUGUACCAUUUGAGGUUGGACAGAUGGAUACUAGGGCCUUGCUGCUGGUCUAUGAAACUCGACCAAGCAAGAUGAGCAGCCCGUAACUCAGGCAUCUCUGAGUCUUGCUACAACAGGAUGCCCUUUCCUACCUGCCCUCAAGAAAGCUCUAGAAGCAUGGCAGCUAAGGGCCCUGACCAGUGUGCCUUUUAAGGAAGGUGGAACUCUGCCGCAGAUAUCUUCCUGGGUAGGAGUGUUACUGUCCUUCACUCUCCUCAGAAGGUUCACGGCUGUGGCCUCACUGUGGUCAGCCAUUUUGCUGGGUAUCAUUUAGCACCCUAGCUCCUCUUCUAGGGCAGCACAAUGCAUCCCAUGAGCAGUGGGAUGGAAACCCAGUGGUUCUUAGUCUCUAUCACAGACUCCAAAGACAGCAAAGCACAGAGCUGGGGCUGGGGAUGCAGCUCUCCUUAUGAGCACAACUGAACUCAGUGGGCAACUGGGGUGGGGGUUCCUUUACUACAGACAAAGAACAGCUUUGUGAAUGCAAAUAUCUGAGAAAGUUUGAUUUGGAUAAUUUCUCUCCCAGUUAUCUUUAUCUUGAAUGUUCAGAGCCUAUGUUGAUCCACACUUCUCCCUCGGGAACUUGGGGGGUUUCCACGGAGCACACUAACUGACUGGGAAGUUAUUUCUGAUUUAUGAAAGCUCAGUGUGAUAGUGUCAACACGUGACUGUUUCUGAGUGUCAGGUUGCCAGGCUCUCCAAGGUGGUGGUGCCAAGGUAGAUGGCCUUUAAAGUAUGGGGUUCAGAAAGGGAGUUGGGGUCCAUGCUCACUAAUCCAUCUCGGCACAUCCCCUAAAGAUCAUUUCUCACACCCAAAGAACUAAUUAGGAGUUUUUAGGAAAUUGACUGGGGCUGAGACUCAGUGGUAGAGCAUUUUCUAAGUGUGUGUCAAAAGUAGCACAGUCUAACACACACACACACACACACACACACACACACACACACACACACACAAGUAAAAAGAAAAAAAGGAAGCAAGCAAGCAAGCAGCCGUAGCCCAGUGGUAGAGGGGUUCUUGGAGUGUUAGGGCCUGGUGCCUGAAACCUGCACCAAGCUCCACUCUACCCUGUGAACCUGGGAAACCUUUGACAGAGCCGCAGCAGAACAGACCACUACAGUGGCGACCGGAUUUUCUUGCUGGUCUCACUUCGCAGCUUUGAACUCCAAGACCGAUCGAUUAGUGUGGGCUUACGUAAUUGAGCGCAAUGGACCUGAAAUCGGGAGGAAUAAAAGACUAAUGCAAGGCAGUGGUGGGGGUGUUAAUCCAACAGGUGAAAAGUGGUUCGCCUGCCUCUGGACUCUUCCCCUCCCCUGCUCUCCACAAAGGCUUAUGUUACAAGGUGACCAAGUGAACACUGGCGUCGGUCUGAGGGAGGUGGUGAUGUCAGGCAUAGGUUCGCUUUCUUGGUGGCCAGGUUAGUGGGGAGGUGAGGCCUCACAGCAGGUGGGGGUGUUAGUUGGAAAGACCAGCCAUGCCUGUGCUACUGAUGAAGGGCACACUGCUGACACACCGGACAAGUGCAGCUUGGAGCCGAGGCUGGGGAGAGACGACCUCAGCAGGACAGUGGCGCAGCCCAAGACCGGGAUGUUGGCCUGAGGCAAGCUGAUGGUUUGGGAAGAAAUAUUCACAACUUUCUCCUUUCCUAUUUCUAGAAACUUCCAGAUAAAGAAAUUUUAUCAGUGCCAUAUGAUGGUCCUCCAAUAUCUGCAAAAGCAUCUCGGCAAGGAUUGUGUUUUGUGGUUUUGAGUGUGUAUUUGAUGUCAGGAGGGUAGAUAAGGAAUCUGGUCAAACAGGGCAAGAAGCAUUCAAGGAAUGACAGAAACAGCGAAGCCUCAAAGCAAAACCCAAAUUCUGUUUGAAGCUUUGUAACAUGGAGAACUUGGGGUUAGGGAUACAUUUCCAAGAAAGAAAUAUGUCCGUGACCAAAGGAGUUUUAAUGUCCCACAGGAAUAAGCUUGGCCCUGUGUGAGGGAGGAGGCAGGAGGCUGUCCUAGCUCACUUACUCCCACAGCACUGCCUGUUUUAAAGUUUCUUACUUAACUUGUUUUCUGUAAAGCCUGGCUUCCGCCAGAUAGGAGAGCAUCUAUAAACCUGACGUGACAUCCCCUCUCUCAGACAUAAUUGAAAGUGUUCACCAUAUCUUGGGUUACACCUCCCACCCUUCCUCCUACUCCCAUGAAACUGAGCACAGAGGUGCUUAAGCUGUGAACUUUUGAGAAGCCUUAGUUUCCAGGACGCUGGGUUCUGGGGGUACUACUAGUGUUUCUUCAGUUUUCCCUCUUAGUUGGGUAGAGUCUUUUUUUCCUCGUCAUAACUUGCGUAUUAGGAAUGGUACAUGACUUGGUUCAACUGUCGGUUAUGAACUGAAAAAUCGGAUGUUAGGGCAUCUUAACACGAUUGGAUGAGGCCUCAGUGGGGAGCCAUGGUUUUGCAACCUUUUAAUUUUGUCUUAGACCUUAUUUAAAUAAAGCACUUUUAGAAGCGA
Molecule: messenger RNA, 5537 nt
Organism: Rattus norvegicus (Norway rat)
Lineage: Eukaryota; Metazoa; Chordata; Mammalia; Rodentia; Muridae
Gene: Rassf2
Product: Ras association domain family member 2
Biological process (GO): signal transduction
Cellular component (GO): cytoplasm; nucleus
Source: RefSeq, a predicted model, not a curated record